AUGCGAUUUUGUCAAAAAUUGGUUGAUUCGGACGAGAAAACGUUGGACAAAGAUGUGGUAAAAGCAGUGCCGCAGGUGCCCAUGAAUGAUGUACUCGGUGAUGAAUUUGUUGAGUCACUUGGUGAUGAAGAUGACUGUGAAGUGAUCGAUGACUGUUUAAGGAUGCCGUGGGGUCGAAGUUAUGCUUAG
Messenger RNA from Gongylonema pulchrum, 189 nucleotides. Lineage: Eukaryota; Metazoa; Nematoda; Chromadorea; Rhabditida; Gongylonematidae. The record is from the annotation of a GenBank genome assembly.